AUGUUUACUUGGAAGAAGGGUCCUCUUUCUUCACUGAGACAUAUGCCACUUAAGUAAGUAUGCAUCUGAUUGUUGCUUUAAAGUCUUUGCAAUGUGACUUAGAACAGUUGGUGUCGCUUCUGUGCAUUGUGCUACCACUUCAGGGGCUCCCACUUGGAAUAGGCUUGCUAAACCCAGGCUAGUUCACUGGGAGCUCCUUUAAGUUCUUCUUCAAAGCUUAGAAAAGCAUAAAAUUGGAGCUGGAUGGGGCAUUGGAGAUCCUUUAAUCCAGUCCUGUGCUCGGUGCCGGAUUUUGUAACAAACUCAUCCCUGAGAAAUGGCUGCCUAGUAUUAUCUUGCCAUGCCCUGUUUUAAACACAUAAUUUGCUUCUAUCAAAGCAAGUGUUCGUUUGUUGGUCACUUGGAAGACUGCUCUUCAGUUGCCAAGUAAUCUGAAAAUAAUUGUAAAAUGCAGGUGCUGUAAUAUAGGGGGCAUUGUAACUAAUGUUUUUAUUCAAAAUAUAAUUAUAUUUUGAAAUCUAGGAAUUUCUAUGUAUGGUAAUACUGGAUUUGUUAGCAAGCUCUUGGCUGUAAGCUGGUACUACUGAGUACUACUAAGCUAGUACUAAUAUUUAUGUUGCUUGUGCCUGAGUAAUUGCAUUAUAUGACACAAAGGAUGGGAUCAUUUGGAGCAGGAGGUCAGUUACCUAAUACUGCUGCUUAGCACUUGGAAUACUGUCUACUGGAUGCUAUACCUCAAAAGGGGUUUUGUGGAGCUGGAGAAAGUUCAGAAAAGGGCCACCAAAACAGUCCCCUGUGAGAAGUUAAAAUGUUUGCGGAUUUUUGGUUUAGAAAAUUGAUUUGAUUGGGUAAAGUGUUUUCUUCCUCUCUCGUGAAAUUAGAGCUGAAUCUUGGGAGAUAUAGGACGGACAAAAGGAAAGACUUCACAGCACAAUUCACUACUACAAUGUGACAGUAAUGGCUGCCUCCUUGGAUGGCUGUAAAGGCUCCUCCUAGUCAGGAUAGCUCUGUUACCUCCAGUAUCGGAGCCCACGUGCCUCUGAAUACCAAUUUAUUGGGGAACACAAAAAGUGCCAUUGUUCAAAACAUCCUUCGCCUUUCCUUAAAAUGUGCUGUAUUGUCAGUAUUUUUGUUAUUUUAUCUGCAUUCCUAAAAUGGUGUUCUAGUCAGAGAUGCUCUAUGUGCUCCAAAGUGCUUCCGCCCCAUUAAUGCGGGGGCAAGAUGCUAGGAAGGGUUAGGGGAAGGGUGAGAUUUCUUGGGCAUGAAUUUUGAGGGAGUUCUCCCUUAGUAAAAGAUAUAAUUUGGAGCUGCUAUGUUCUGUGUUCCUGUGUGGAAAAAGUGGGGUCAUAUGGAUUUACGAAGUUCGGACUAUAUCCAUUUGGUAUAAUAUUGGUAUUUUGAGAGCAGGUGACUAAUGAAUAUGAACAUAUCUAUGUUCUCAAGAGCAGCUGGAAGGUUGCCAUAUUUCAAAAAGUAAAAUUAAAAAAGCAAAAUUGUUGAGAUUUUUAAAAGAAAAUAAGCUUUUGAGGGGAAACCUAACCCAAAAACAGUGAUAUUUUGAGCUGUUUACGCUGCUUUUUCCAUUGCAUUGCCAUACACCCGGGUUUUCCCUGACAUUUUGACUGUUCGGCAAAAUUCCCCGGGCACCAUUUUUACACCUGAAAACCAGGACAUGUCAGGAAUAUUCCUGGCGUAUGGCAAGCAUAGAGUAACACCACUUACCACUUUGCAUUAGUUUGUAACAAAAUCUGGUCAGUCACAAUAUGAGUGUGGGGUGUAAUUUGGUGCACUGUUGUUGGUAUUAAAUAGUUGUCCAACAUAGUCCGAUGAGGAGUGCUGCAUUGUAACCAAAAUAGUAGACCCAAAUGCUUUACUCGAAUGUUAAGACUCGAAAAACUUAACAUUUUGAUGAAUAAACCAUCUUCCAUUUUGUUCGGAUUGAGAAAUAAAACAAAUGAACCUCCUUUGGCUGCAUUGGCAACACAUUCCUACAAUGUUCCUGUUCGGUCACAGAACUGAUGCAUAACCCCAAAAUUCCUGCAUUCCUACCUUGUGCAUUGAUGCCAGUGGCAUAAAUUAAUAAGUCCAAGGUAGCAUCUUUCCUUAAGUGUGGAGCCCAUGCUUAUCUUUCUGUAAGGACAGCUGACCCCAUUCUGAGUUUGAAGUGGUUGUAUAGAACAGAUUACUGCCUCAAAUAACCAUGAUUAGAUCUUCAUUGCUGUUUUAUACUUAUAAUCAAAUGUCUCAUAACAUUGCAAGAUGUGAUUAUUUCAAUCACAUAAUUCAUUUAUAAUAAUUACUUGUAAACUAACUAAAUAAAAAAAGGUAACAUGCAUUUGGAGGUGCUAUCGUUUUCUCUCUCUGCCUUUUUAAUCAGUGUGAAGAUAUCACAGGCUUUCUCUGGCGGUUUAAUUAUAGACUGGCAGCCGCUCUUCAUGGCUAUACUUCGUUGGGGAGCUGACAGUCUGUUAGCAGGAAGAACCUCUCAUACGAGUUUGAGUCAGCACGCUUCCAAGAACUGCUUUCAAGGUACUUGAUAAUGCAUGUUCUCUCCUGUUCUGCUUUGCUGCUUUCUCCCCUAGUAUCUCUUAUGCUUUUCAAUGUUUGCAGCUUCUAUAUUUUAGGCCCUCUUAUCAUUUUUGCUAUUUGUUUAUUUUUUAAAGUAUUUAUGUACCGCCCUCUCAUAGAAUAUCAGGAUGGUGCACAGCAACAUAAAAACUCAACACACACGCGCAACAGUGCAGAACAAUAAAUUUGCUAGCUAAGAUUCUUCACCUUCGCAGUUUGGACUUUCAGUAUCAUCUUUGUGUGAUAAGAUGCCUCUCAGUUGGCAAACUUCAUUUCUGCUCCAAUCUAGAGUCAGACUUUGGGAGUUACUUUUUGGUUUGUAGUAUCAGGUUCUCUCCCCGCCCCGGCCGCUCCAAUCAGGAGAGCAAAUGGGGAGUACAAAAGUCCCAGUUUAUAUAUAACUGUUCUUUGUGCCAGUCAGACUGUGCGACAGGAACUGAUUUUGCAGCGCAGCCCACAUCUACUCAGUAUUUGCAGCUUGGUCAGAGCAUGGCCUCUCUCUCUUUGCUCUUGAAUUCCAUAAUUUCAGCAACUUUUUUCACAUCCCCAAGAAUUAAUGCACUUCUGGGUCAGUUCCCUUAUAAGGAGAGAAUACUGGAGAAAUUGUGUUUUUUAUUGCCGUGUGUGAAAAGGUACAUUUUCUCUGAAUCACAGUCCUUAUGUAGGCAAAAUGGGAGAUAGCAGGAGGCUUGGGGGGAAACCCAAGUUUUGCAAAGUACAAAGAAACUUUUUGGGGUGGGGAGAAUGGCUCCAUUCAUGUCAGCAGGCUAGGGGAAACCCAUGCUUUGCAAAAAUGCAAAGCAACUAAAGGGGAAAAACUAAAAGAGAAAAAAAUUCUUCAACAACCCAGUGAAGAUGGAGCAUGUUCAGUGGUCACAGGAUGGUGAGUUGGCGCAUGGAGUGGGGGAGGGGAAGGAGGGUGGUGGUAAUAGAAUGGAGUAUCCUAGAAAAAACUGUGGCUGGAAGGAAUCCUGAACACAAACUUUUCACACUGCAACAUUUUGUUUUAGGAUCUACUUCUAUCUGUUCAUUUACAAAUAUGCAAGGUGGGACGAGUCUUAAGUUGAAUCUGGGUUGAUUUUGCAACUCCUCAUCACCACUCUAGUUUGCUUUUUGCCUACCAGCCUCAAAACUUGGAACUCUUUCUCUUACUCCUAAAAUUCAAACUGUUCUCCAUCCUUUGGUGUGUGCCUGUGCACACAGAGAACACUGAUUUCAGACUCUGCCCUGAGCAAUAGUUGUGACCUUUGCAGUGCCCUUGAGUAGGCAUGAACCAUUAAAAGCCAUAAAAGAAGCUGUCUGUCUAUCUAUGUAUCUAAUCUUCUUUUGAUGCCCCACAAAAGCAUUCCCCUAACACCAGGGUGUGAAUAUGUUUGCUUUAGAUUCCUCUCCAGAGAUUCUCUUUUAAUUUUACAUUAGUAUUGCUAAUGGGCUCACAUUGUUUCCUUUUUAAUCCAUCUCCCAUGUUAAGAAUAUCUCAAAAAUAUAAUCCCUUGUGGUAUACUAUAGGCUGGGACAAAUGGCGUAAGAAGCCUUUUUUCCUUUUCCUUUCUCUGAAGCUUAUAUCCUACCUUCCUUCAAGGAGCUCAAGGUGUUAUAGACAUGCACAAUUUAUCACAUUUUUCCAUGUAUAAGACGACCUUUUUUCUGAUUUUUUUGUGAUAAAUUGAGGGUCGUCUCAUACACGGGUUAAUAUGCUAAGUAAGCGAGGGCUGGUGCUGCGGCGAUAGCAGGGAAAUGUUGGAGAGGAGGCUGCUUACGCACUGUGUCCGGCUUACAAAGAGUAUUUGGUGAGUGCCAGUAUGCAGUGUAUUACGGCACCAGUUCCGUCAGCCAGAGUGAGGGAUCGUUGAAAAGCUGCUCAACAACUCAUUGAACUUACAAAUGAAGUUCAACAACUGUUGAGGGCUCCAAAAAAUAGGGGUUGUCUUAUAUAUGGGGUCAUGUUAUACGCGGAAAAAUACAGUAUCUUCAAAACAACCCUGGGUUAGGUUGAGAGACAGUAACACACUGAGGUUCCUGAGUGGAUAUUUGAACCUUGGUCUGCCAAAUCCCAGCCUAAGGGCUCACCCACAUGGAAGUUUAAUGUGGAUUAAAGCAACUUGUGUAUGUGUCUCUCUUUCUCUGAUUUUUUUGUGGUGUCCACACAGCAUCCUCAUCCUAGUGACAGCUACCACUUCUCCCCACUAAAUUUGGAUUUUCCCAAUCCACAGAUAAAUCUCAAUAAAGGAAGAAAACCCAGUGUAAGAUCACACGCUACUUGCCCAUGAACACACUGUGCAGUGCGGGGGGUAUUGAAAGGGGUGGUGAUGUUUUUCUAUUGCCACACCCUUUACUUCCAUAGUGUUUCCAUCAACCCAAAGGAAAGGAUAUGGCCUUCUCUUUUUCACCGGUUGUUACUGAAGGCACCUUCAAGGCAUUUUUAUUUUUAAAAUGUUACUGUUUCACAGAAGUGCUGUUGCACAAAACAGCUGUAUUAAAAAAUAAUAAAGCAGCUCCAGAUCCUUUCCUGGUUUGAAGCAACAUACACUAAAAAAAAAAAAGUUUGCUCUUCUUUGCAAAUCUAGUAUAUCUUCAGAGCAAGAAUUACAUUUUUUAAAAUAUGGGCAAACUACUUGGAGCAACACAGACACAUUUUAAACUCGCCUUUACUGCUCUUUAGUGCAAAUCUGGCAUAUUAUGUAUUAGGUUGUUUUUUAGUCUUGGGUCUAUAUCUGUUUUUAAUGUUUGUCAGUCAUUUUGAGUUCAUUUUUUCAAAGUGACAUAAUAAUAGUAUAAAUGUGGGCCCACUAGUUCAUUUAUUACUAUUUCACAAGCAAUCUGUGCCUUUUGUCUCCAGCACCUGCAGUUGAGAGUAUACUGUUUCUAAAUAGUUUUAAAGACACUGAAAAUAAGUUUUAAUAAAAUAUUUCAUUGUUUAUUUCUUUACACCAUGAUAUGAGACGUUAAGAAAAGAGUCUGAUGGUUCUUGGAAAUGUGGAGAAAUUAUUCUGAAAUGUGUGUUAAAAUUCCAGAGGACAGUGGAAACUUCAAAUUCUGCCAGAAGCUGGGAGUGGGGCAGUUAUGAGCUAUUUUGGUACAAUUCAUAACUAUCGUUAGUCAUGCCAGAACACUGAAGGCAACCAUGCUGAAAUAAUCAUUCUUUGCUGCCAUUUGCUGCAAGAGACUAACAUGGCUGCUUUCACCAGCUCUGUACCCUUCAGAUGUUUAUGACUUAAACUCCAAUUGUCCCCAGUCAUCUGAAGGGCACCAGGUUUGCAAAGCAAGUGUGGACUUCUGGGGUAGGGAAAUAAACUACAUACUAGUGCUCCCCAACUUUCUAUUUGUUUGGUUUUUACAGUGGUAUUUAGAUACAGCUGCUUCUGUCUUUGAUAUGCCAUUGCUUACCUUCAAUUCAUCCCUUCCUUUUGCCCAAGUAAGGGCCCAGAACUUACCCUCUCAUUUUUGUGUGUGUGUGUUUGCAGGACUGAAUAUAAAGACAGUGGUGGCAUCUUCCUGUGAUUUGCAGGCUUUCUGA
Messenger RNA from Podarcis lilfordi (Lilford's wall lizard), 6085 nucleotides. NCBI's taxonomy places the organism in Eukaryota, Metazoa, Chordata, Lepidosauria, Squamata, Lacertidae. The record is from the annotation of a GenBank genome assembly.